Opisthorchis viverrini is the source of this 1138-nucleotide messenger RNA. RefSeq lists its product as hypothetical. The transcript is spliced from 5 exons. The record is from RefSeq and is a predicted model, not a curated record. Gene Ontology annotation, cellular component: nuclear pore. Gene Ontology annotation, molecular function: ubiquitin binding; RNA binding. Gene Ontology annotation, biological process: transcription-dependent tethering of RNA polymerase II gene DNA at nuclear periphery; RNA export from nucleus. The coding region runs from base 1 to 1095 and encodes 364 amino acids. Lineage: Eukaryota; Metazoa; Platyhelminthes; Trematoda; Opisthorchiida; Opisthorchiidae.
AUGACGUUUUUCUCUGGGGUUGCACAGAAUCUGGGUGGCAAUACUAACCUCACAACAAAAACGGGUAUAGAUGCCCAAAAGACAGCAGAAGUACAGUGUCCACCGUCAGAUACAGUCUCUUGUCUUCGAUUCAGCCCAGAAACUUUACAAACUACGUUUCUAGCUGCUACUAGCUGGGAUAAUCGUGUUCGUAUAUGGGAAGUUCAGGGUGAUGGUAGCACCAUACCAAAGGCGGAGCAAAUGCACCAAGGUCCCGCUCUUAGUGCAUGUUGGAGCAAUGAUGGUACUAAAGUGUUCAGUGUUUCAGCCGACAAGAGUGCGCAUAUGUGGGAUCUGGGCUCCAACGCAUUUACGCAGGUGGCUGCACAUGAUGCACCGGUGAAAACUGUUCAUUUUAUUGCGGCCCCCAACUAUACAUGCUUGAUGACAGGCUCCUGGGACAAGCGCCUCAGAUUUUGGGAUUUGCGCCAGGCGACACCGAUUCUCAAUUUGGACUUGCCGGAGCGUGUGUACUGCGCUGAUGUGCACUAUCCACUCGCGCUAGUGGGUUUGGCUGGCCGUCAUGUAAUCGCAUAUAAUUUGGAGAACGGUCCUACCGAAUUCUCUCGUACUGAAUCUCCUCUCAAAUAUCAAAGUCGCUGCAUUUCCAUUUUCCUCAAUCAACAAACCAAACAACCCUCCGGCUUUGCUCUUGGUAGUACUGAGGGUCGAGUAGCCAUCCAGUAUUUGAAUCCGACGACUACCAAGGACAAUUUUACAUUCAAAUGCCAUCGCUCCAGUGCACCUGUCAACGGCUAUCAUGAGAUUUAUGCGGUAAAUGACAUGGCAUUUCAUCCGGUACAUGGAACUUUGGCCACCGUUGGUUCGGAUGGUUACUACUCCUUCUGGGACAAAGACGCUCGAACUAAACUGAGGUCAUCUGAGUCUCCCGAUCAACCACUCACGUGUUGCGUGUUUGAUCCCAAAGGACAGGUUUUCUGCUAUGCAUCGGGCUACGAUUGGUCUAAAGGGCACCAGUUUGCUGACCCGUCUAAGCCGAGCAAAAUUAUGAUGCGCUUGUGUAUGGAAGAAAUGGCACCAAGUCGGAAAUCCUAAACCCCGGUUUUUGUGUUCCACAAGAUGACUCUUCUCUGUACUC